AUGUCCACCAUCCUCGCCACCACCGUCCCGCGCAAAACCGCCCCGCGCCCCGCCAAGCCCGUGGGGCGCUACUGGAAGGGCAAGGCGCCCAAGGGCGCGCCCGAGCUCCCCCAGUCCGACUCUGACGAAGACGACAAUGAGGACGAUGAGCAGAAACCCGAGGAGGAGGGGGACGAGCGGAUCGACGAGAUGCAGGGAGAGGGCGAUGACGAGGGCGAGCUGCAGGUGCGCAGGGAGGAGGGGCCAGGGCCGGGGAGGAAGGGGACGCGGGCGAUCAAUGUGGCGCUGCGCGAUGUGAAUAUUUCGAGGGAGGGGAAGGUGAUUGUCGGGGGGAGGGAGGAGUCGGGGAGGACUGCGCUGGAAGAGUCUGAAGAGGAGGAGGAGGAAGAGAAGGAGGAGGCCAAAGAAGAGUCCAGUGAAUACGAAACCGACUCUGAAGAAGAAGAGUCCGAGGAGGAGAAACCGAAAGUCCAAUUCCGACCCGUCUUUGUCCCCAAACGUGCGCGAGUGACCGUCGCGGAACGCGAAGCACUAGCAGAGGACACGGAAGAGGCGCUAGCUCGGAAAGAACGCGAGGCCGAGGAACGGCGGAAACAGAGCCACGACCUCGUAGCUGAGAGCAUCAAGCGCGAGCUCGCAGAAAAAGAGAAGGACGAAAUCAUCCCCGACGUGGACGACACGGACGGGCUCGACCCGGAGGGCGAGUUCGAGGCGUGGCGCCUGCGCGAGCUCGCGCGCAUCAAGCGCGACAAGGAGGAGGAGAUGGCGCGCGAGCUCGAGCGCGAGGAGAUCGAGCGGCGGCGCGCGCUGCCCGAGGAGGUGCGCCUCCGCGAGGACCUCGAGCGCGCGAAGAAGCUGCGCGAGGAGAAGCCCAAGGGCAGCCAGAAGUUCUUGCAGAAGUACUGGCACAAGGGGGCGUUCCACCAGGACCAAGAGAUCCUGAAGAGGCAUGACUAUACGGAGGCGACGGAGUCGUACAAGGACGUGGCGCUCCUGCCGAAGGUCAUGCAAGUGAAGGACUUUGGGAAGCGCAGCCGGACGAAGUACACGCACUUGCUCGACCAGGACACCACCGUCGGGAACGGUGGCUUCGGGGGGUUGGUCGCGGGCAAGCCAGGUGCGGGGAAGAGCGCGGACGGCCCCGCGCAGGCGGGCUGCUUCAACUGCGGGGGCCCGCAUCUCAAGAAAGAUUGUCCGCAGAAGAUGGAGCAGCAGGGCGGGCGCGGUCCGCAUGGGCCCACGGGUGCGAAUGCUGCACCGACGGGCCCCAGGCGGGAGCGUGAGGAGGCGGGCAAGUCGUGGCGGGACCGGGACCGGGAUGACCGGCCGCCUAUCCGUCGUGACGCGGACAGGUGGAGAGACGAUGAUCGGGAACGGGAUGGGCGGAGAGGAGAUAGGUAUGAUGGGCCGCGCAGGUCGAGGUCGCGCUCGCGCUCGCCGCCUAGGAGGGAGAGGGAGCACAGACGGUCGAGGUCGAGGGAUCGGUAUAGGGAGGAUGAAUAUCGGAGGCGGAGGUCGAGAGAGCGGUCGGUGGAGUAUGAGAGGGAUGGGAAGCGGAGGCGGGUGGAUUAGAGGUUUACAAGUAUUGCGACAUGGCUUUUGGCCAGUGAUAGCAUCGAACGACUGACCCUCGGAUGAGCGUUGAAAUGCCUGCGGUGCCGGGUUUGGACCUUUAUCUUAUCUCUGAUUCGCGCUUCCUCCACCCCGAAGUUCUGGAUCGCGAUCUAGUGCUAUGGGAGCUAUAUAUCUUCCCUCCUUAUCCGCUGACCAGUCCAUCCGCUGAAAUGUCUUCCCCGUCUCUGCCCUCGACCUCGCUGCAUACGCUCAAUGUCUGCCCCACGCUGACCAAUUCGUCUUGCGCGUGGGCUUCGGAUCUGAAGCAGUUGACGGAGCUGUAUGAGUGCGAGUGGACAGGGGCGGUCGUAUGUCGGACAGCUACGCGGAAUGGGUUCAAGGAGGGGGAAGAACAUGGGGUCGUCUUUGGCAAGGACAAGUCCGAGGCUACAUUAACCACCCUGAACUCUUAUGGCUACUCACCACAUCCCCUCUCCCAAUACCUCGUUUGGUUCCGUGAGCUACUGUGUUCCCCGCCGCCUUCUACGAAUCCCUCCAAGCCCAUUAUCAUCAGCAUAACUUCCAACGACCCCCGUGAACUGAAGGAGAUGGUAGAUUCCAUCCAAACCUUCCGCAGAGAAAUUGGCGACAUCCCUUUAACCCCGUUCUCAAAUGCGAACCUACCGACAUGUCGAAUAGGCAUCGAACUUAAUACUUCGUGCCCUAAUAUGGGCCCAUCACAUCCGCCGCCGGCGUACAUACCGACCUUGCUGCUCCCGUUGCUCACCGUCCUGUCGAAUGCGUUCAAGGCAGACCGGAGCCUCGCCAUUGGGCUGAAGCUGCCGCCCUUCGUGUACCGCGGCCAGUUCGAUGCCAUGAUCGGCGCUGUGCAUCUGUUUACUUACAAGUCCCCCG
Molecule: messenger RNA, 2469 nt
Organism: Gloeophyllum trabeum ATCC 11539
Lineage: Eukaryota; Fungi; Basidiomycota; Agaricomycetes; Gloeophyllales; Gloeophyllaceae
Exons: 9
Coding region: 1-1572 (523 amino acids)
Biological process (GO): mRNA splicing, via spliceosome
Cellular component (GO): U2-type spliceosomal complex
Molecular function (GO): RNA binding
Source: RefSeq, a predicted model, not a curated record